This is a messenger RNA of Pundamilia nyererei, 1249 nucleotides long. RefSeq names its product regulator of cell cycle (gene rgcc). Gene Ontology annotation, biological process: regulation of cell cycle. The record is from RefSeq and is a predicted model, not a curated record. NCBI's taxonomy places the organism in Eukaryota, Metazoa, Chordata, Actinopteri, Cichliformes, Cichlidae. The coding region runs from base 161 to 544 and encodes 127 amino acids. The transcript is spliced from 5 exons.
UCCUCGGGGCUCGUUAAAAAGCGCCAGUCCUGGACCUGGAGGUUAGAUAAAGACCUGAAGCACCCUACGACGAAGUGGGACUUUACGCUGAGGGCCACAUUUAUUUAUUUAGAAGUUUUCACGACGUUUCUGGAUCAUUUCUAAGCGAACUAGUGGAAUCAUGAAGUCCCCAAAGCUGAAGCCUCAAGCCAAGUUCGUCAAUGAGGAGGAUCUGAACGAUGUGCUGUGCGAGUUCGACGCGGUGAUCGAAGACUUCACAUCGCCGGUGGAGAAGCGACACUUCAGGUACGACGAACACCUGAAGACCAUGAAGAGGAGGAGCAGCGCCAGCGUCAGCGACAGCGGCAUCAGCGACACAGAAAGUGCCGAGUCUCUCAACAGAAACAGCUUCAGCUUCAGCGACGAGAGACUGAACUCGCCCACCAUGCUCUCCCCCAUCACCACCACCUCACCUCCCCUAAUGUCACCAAAACCCAAACUGGGCGACACUAAAGAGCUGGAGGACUUCAUCGCUGACCUGGACAAGACACUAGAGAGCAUGUGACACAGAGGCCCACAGUCAGCUUGGAGCCUGGCCAUGAGGGAAGGAGGGAGUGUAAGUCUGGAGGACCCCCCUUGAACAGUUAACAUGCACCUGCCCACCCCUCACAGAAAACCACCCAACAGGAUGCAGCUGGAUGGCGGAGCAGCUGCCAAGUAGCUCGACCACAGCAUCAGUUCCAGCCGCUCAGCGCUCCCAAAGUUAACCCAGCACUAACUUCAGACCACAUGGCUGUAAAGACUGCAGUCAGGGUUAAGAUUAGCUUUGUAGGACAAGAAUACUGCGCAGCCAUGAAGUAAUGCACUCCCAUUAAAGGUGCAUUCGUUGUUUGAAUUACAAUUCAUCCUGCCACAGACCAGAUUACACUCCCUCGUGCAAAACUUGAGCUGGAAGAGUUAUUUUAAAAAUGGCUUUUUAUAACAGAAAGAUAUUUGUAUUUUAUAGAGCUUCUUAUUGUAAAUAUAUCUCUCUUUUAUUGUGAAAUCUAUUUUUGUAUCAUAUGUAAAUAAUAACUGCUUCAAAUUCUAUUUACCUUGGUUUUGACAGGACAGUCAGAUUAAGAUUUGACAAGUUGACUGGAAUAAAGUUGAUCAAAUGUGAACUAAAGCCGUAACCCACUCUGAAAAAAACUGGAAAAUAAUGUGUGUAUUUAUACAGCUACUACCUGCCUGCGAUAACAUAAAACGAUUAAAAAUUGUUCUUUUAUUA